UUAUCCAAAAAUUACUAGAUAACUUGUAAGCUUGAUAAUUACUACCGACGAAGAACUACAAUAAAUAUCCUGAAGCCUCGGAGAAAGAUGGCUUCAACUUUAUUGAAGAAAAUAUUAAUAUCUAAUCCAAAUGGCGUCCGUAAAGCGGCUGAAAUAUUUUGUAACGCAACCAGAAACCAUUGGAACUAUCAGUACAAACCAGGCCCAUACCCCAGAACUCCUGCAGAAAGAGCGGCUGCUGCAAAAAAGUAUGGAAUGACCAUAGAAGAAUAUCAACCGUAUCCAGAACACAUGUGUUAUGGCGAUUAUCCUAAACUCCCCGAUAUUGGUUCAGAUUCUAAGGAUCCCUACUAUCCUUAUGAUCAACCCGAGUUGAAAAGGAAUUUUAACGAACCGAUUCAUGCCACUCAAGAGUUAUACGGUGAAGAUCGUUAUGAUGUUAGCAUGAAGCCAAGGUUCACACUUCUACAUCAAUGGACAUGGUUUUUGGGUGUCAUUGGUGGGUCAUUUGCUUUGUACAUGUUCCUUGAAGACUACAAAUUUGGAAGACCAGUCACCAUUAAGCAGUAUCCCAAAGAUGGACCUCAUUAUCUGUUUUGUCAAAAGUAGAAGAAUCCAAGAAAUAUUUUGUUGAAGCUGUCAAGCAUUAGAUUUUCUUAAAUAUCAAUAAAAUAUUUGUUUUCUAAUACCUUCUUCAAGUAAAUGUUACAUUAAAAAACUAAUGUCAUUUGAAUUGAAUUAGAUAGAUUCUUGAUUAA
Messenger RNA from Papilio xuthus (Asian swallowtail), 758 nucleotides. It is a transcript of the gene ND-ASHI, whose product is annotated as NADH:ubiquinone oxidoreductase subunit ASHI. Lineage: Eukaryota; Metazoa; Arthropoda; Insecta; Lepidoptera; Papilionidae. Gene Ontology annotation, cellular component: respiratory chain complex I; mitochondrion. Bases 88 to 609 code for a protein of 173 amino acids. The transcript has 4 exons. The record is from RefSeq and is a predicted model, not a curated record.